This is a messenger RNA of Symbiodinium natans, 1083 nucleotides long. The record is from the annotation of a GenBank genome assembly. Lineage: Eukaryota; Dinophyceae; Suessiales; Symbiodiniaceae.
AUGAGCUUUCUUCGUUUGAUUCCUCUUUUGUGCCUCGCCUGGGGCGAACAUUGCUCGGAGAGUUGCGACAAAGCAUCGUUACUGCAGACGAAGGCACUGACUGGGGAGGAGGCUCUUUUGUCAAACUCUCUUCGGUGGCGUCGGCGCCGCCACAAGGACAAGCUUCCGUUCGUCGAUCUCUGGAUCAAUGUCGCAGUCGAUGACUCCAAUAGAGACGAUGUGCUGACAAAGCUGCGCGAGCAAGAGACAGAGUUCUUCCUAAACUUCCUUGGAGGAAUCACAUUCUUUGGCAUACCUUACAAGGCGAAAUUGCAGAUCUGGAAGGCGACAUCUACGCAGGUUCAGUUCCACGUCGGGUUUAUUCCGGACCUCCGGCUGAAGUUUGGCGUGGUGGACCCGGCAGCAACGCUAAGUUCAACAGUUUGCGAGUUGGACCGUCUUUUGCGGGGCCCUACUGACAACCUUGUGCGCAUCCGCUACGAUGGAGCUGUGGUCGGUGGCUUCUUCUUCGAGGGCAGGCUCUUGGUGCAAGCCUCAAACGUGUCCUGGGGCAAGCCGGUCUUGUCGUAUGUCAAGCAGGACUCAAAAGCAUAUGGAUAUGGAUACCAUGGAUAUUCUGGACAUGGAGAAGCGAGCGCUGCCUUCCUGCCUGCCAACGUCAGCGACAUUAAUGGCAACCCUUUCGUCUGGGAAUUGAGAAAGACCUGGUUGACCAACUUUCAGGGGGAAACUGGAAAAGUCUUCUUUGCUAUCCAAAACAAUCAAACUGGAUGGAUCAACCUCAUCGCUAACAGUUCGGACCCGGACACACUUGGUCGAAGUUUUGUCGAGGGCGCGACCGAGGAGAUGGCCUUUGUCAGUGAGCUACUCUUCAGAGGGUUUACCCCUCGCGACAAUGUGACGGUCGUGAACGCCCUCGUCGCAGAGUUCCAACAAGACCAGCGUUGGUUUUACAAGGAGGAGCAAUGGGGCUACGAGCAACGCAUCCUGGAUUGGCUUUCCCAGCAACCAGCAACAGCAGGAUUCAACUACACCGUCACCACCGACAUAAGUUUGGUGUGGACAAUCGCAUCGCCACCUUAG